This is a messenger RNA of Racocetra persica, 870 nucleotides long. Lineage: Eukaryota; Fungi; Glomeromycota; Glomeromycetes; Diversisporales; Gigasporaceae. The record is from the annotation of a GenBank genome assembly.
AUGGCACAACAGCCUCUCGUAAAUCGUGUUGGUACACUUGUCAGGCACCCUCAAUUCAUUUGGUGGUGCGGCCAUUGUGUCGUAUUUUUUUGUUCUCUUUUUCAUUUAUACUACUGGAUCACUUUUCGCGCUGUUGAAGGAGCAAGUUAUUAUUACACAGCCUAUUUGGGUGCCAUGCUGAGUUAUGGAGUCGUAAUUUACAAAUCAUUUGGUACACCAGCACCAACCUGGGAAUACUUUCAAAAAAUUAAUAGAGAUGAAAAUGUAUUUUAUCUUGUGCUGGCAUGCGUAUGGUUUAUGAAUGCGUCAGUAUUCGUUACACUUUUACCCUAUGCCACUUUUUCAUUGUUUCAUUUGAUCACUUAUAUACGUGCAAAUAUCCUCCCAACAUUUUUCCCAUCGUCAGUUUCUGGCUCUUCUUCUUCACAACCAUCAGCUUCUCCUUAUGAACAAUACGCAGCAAAUCUUUCGAGAUUCAUUCAAAGUUGGGUGCACAAAAAUUACGACAAGGCAAUGAAGACUGUUAGUUUCGUUGAAGUUGUUGUGAUUACUAAUGUGCUAAUUUGGAAUGUUUUGACUUUUCAUCUAAGGUUUUUCACAUUAUUUGUGUAUUUCAUAUUUCUUCGCAUGCGAUAUCAUAUGAAUACAUACACACAGCAAGCAUUUUCGGAUGUAGCUCGAUUUUUGGAUGGGUUGCUGUUACCUUCAGCAAAUAACAAUGUUCAUCCUUACGUCACAAAUUUGUAUCGACAGGCCAAAUCUGCAGUUAUUUGGGCUGGCCGGUUUCAACCACAAUCUGGCCGUUUUAAUUCACAAGGUGCAAAUCCACAGUCCGUUCGUUUCCAGCCGCAUGCUGGAAGCGCGCACUGA